AGCCACCAUAUCUUUGUCAAAAUUUUAAUAUCUCUACAGGACAGCAAACCCAAUUUUAUUCAAUGCCUCGCAUUUUGGAGGCAGCAGAAGUUCGGCGUACUUAGUUGAACCGGAAUGUUCCGGUUCCGAGGGGAACUUUGAAAUGUGCAGAAUGGGGGACAGAAACGGUGUUACCACUUGUUCAAGUUCUCACAGUGUUGCUGUAAGCUGCAAUCCGCAGAAUCUAGAUAUGGCAAAUAUUCGACUUGUAGACGGUCAGGGACCAUGGAAUGGUCGAUUGGAGAUGAAAAACAAUGGCGUAUGGGGAAGCGUCUGCUAUGAUUUCUGGAAUGAUACACUAACAGACUUAGUUUGUCAUAGUCUUCGUUUCCUAGAUUCAAAUGGAACGAGCUUCAAGACAUCGAUUGGUUUCACAUCCAUGCAUUUCAAUUCGUUUGACUGUCCGCCAGGUGGCGUUACAAAUCUAGGAGAAUGUAUCGCUGACUUUAACAUAAGUGACUGCAGCCAAAGUAGCUCACAAGCUGUGGGAAUCGAUUGUUCCGGCGGUCUUAGUGUCAGUUUAAACGGCGGAGGGUACCAGCAAGGAAUGGUCGAGUUUCAUACACAGAACACAACACGACCGUGGACCGUGUGUAGAUCCGGUCUAAAUAAUGUUGCUGCGCAGGUUAUCUGUACUAUGACAGGAUUCAGCAACACGUCACCAAAUAUAACAUCAGUUGCGUCACAAAAUCCAAUCUUAUAUACAAACAUAGCAUGUGACGGUUGGGAAAGUCAUGUAUCACAGUGUUCGGCUAUUAAUACGGGGCAGUCAUGUGACGAAAGAGCCUACAUUGAUUGUUUCGAUGGUUGUGUAAGGAACUAUACCGGACCAAGUGGAACAAUUGUCUCAGAAAACUAUCCUGGAUAUCCUGCCGAUACAGACUGCCUUUAUAUAGUCAAAAACACCGGAAAUGACGUGCUGAAACUGAAGUUCAAUGACAUUGACCUAGCUGGAGAUGGAGACUUUGUGGAGAUAAAAGAAGGACCACAUGGGACGCAGCUAGGAAAAUUCGCAUCAAAUGCUGCAGUGCCAAUUUUAUCUUCGAACAAAGACAUUUAUAUAAGAUUUAAAACAAACAACAUGACAAACGCCCGGGGAUUUAAUGUGUCCUUUAGUCCUUUAAAUGUUGAAGAUGCUGUCACAAUGAAUUGCGGUCCCACGGGAUGGCAUGUUACAGUUAACUCUACCACGAUACGGCAGCUAUUCCCGGACACUGGGGUCUCACAAAUAAAAUUGACGGAUCAGAAAUGUAUGGGUCGUGUCGUCGGAGAUCUAGUCAUCUUUGACCAACAUUACACCCAGUGCUCUACUACACAUAUAGUUAACGCGGGAAAUGUGGUGUACAAUAACCAGCUAGUUUACCCAGAAGCCUCAGUGCCAUUUCCGGUCGUUGUUCGGGGAUACAGAUGGACGGUAGAAUUAGAGUGUGAUGUAGCUCGGACAGAUACUCUUACUAACAGUUUCCAUCCCAACCGAACAGUUGUACAUCACAAUCCUCAUAUCACGAGCAACACACAUUACACGUCGCAGGUUAAAUUCUUUGCCGAUGGUACUUUCUUUAAAGAAAUAAGUGGCAAUCCCCUUUCGCUAAAAACAGGUGAAGAUGUGUACGUAAUGGUAAAAAUGUCGUCUGAUGACGGCAAUAUCAAGAUGAGAGUUGACAGCUGUUACACAAAACCGUCUGCUAACGCUGGUCCGGCGUUAACGUUUCCACUCAUUCAAAAUGGGUGUGUAGUUGAUACUUACACCCGACUCUUGUCGCAAGGGAACCACGUGACCAGAUUCGUGUUUACGGCGUUCGAGUUUCCCGAUAGUCGAGAUACAGUAAACAUCUAUUGUAACGCGACUUAUUGUGACGUCAGAGACACUUCAAACAAAUGUACCCAGGUGUGCCAUGGCUCACCGUCACUUGUUGGCCGAGCAAUUGGCUCGUGGGGUUAUGAUGACAAAAACUACAUUGUAUGAUGAAUAUAUGAA
Ruditapes philippinarum (Manila clam) is the source of this 2017-nucleotide messenger RNA. Its product is annotated as deleted in malignant brain tumors 1 protein-like. The transcript is spliced from 12 exons. Gene Ontology annotation, cellular component: membrane. The record is from RefSeq and is a predicted model, not a curated record. The coding region runs from base 143 to 2005 and encodes 620 amino acids. Lineage: Eukaryota; Metazoa; Mollusca; Bivalvia; Venerida; Veneridae.